Anas platyrhynchos (mallard) is the source of this 7752-nucleotide messenger RNA. It is a transcript of the gene ZNF536, whose product is annotated as zinc finger protein 536. Lineage: Eukaryota; Metazoa; Chordata; Aves; Anseriformes; Anatidae. Gene Ontology annotation, molecular function: RNA polymerase II cis-regulatory region sequence-specific DNA binding; DNA-binding transcription factor activity, RNA polymerase II-specific. The record is from RefSeq and is a predicted model, not a curated record. Gene Ontology annotation, cellular component: nucleus. Gene Ontology annotation, biological process: regulation of DNA-templated transcription.
UUUGCCAGGCUACCCGCAGGUAUUCUAAAAAUGCCAGGCUUAACUCUUGAGUACUUUGAGUACUUGAGGCCAGCAUUUUCUCUGAAGUCUCUCCUGGGACUACUGAUCAUAAAGGAAGAUAAAGAGAUGGAGGAAGCUAGUUUGUGCCUUGGUGUUUCUUCAGCUGUGCCAGAAACUGACGCCCAUCUCAACAGCACUAUACUCAAUGGGCAGUAUUCAAUGAGCCAGAAGCUACACCAGAUCACUUCCCAGCUCAGCCAUGCCUUCCCAGAACUCCAGAACAGGCAGAAUCCAGAGGAGAAGGCAUCUGCACCACUAGAAGACAAAAGCCACAUGUCCAUAGCAAACCAGCCCAUCAGCAGUCAGAUGGCACUGUUAGCAAAUCAGCUCAACAGGGAGGUUGACACCAGUUUGAAUGGGCGUGUGGACCUGCAGCAGUUCUUAAAUGGACAAAACCUAGGAAUUAUGUCCCAGAUGAGUGAUAUAGAGGAUGAUGCCAGGAAAAACAGAAAGUACCCAUGUCCCCUCUGUGGGAAACGCUUUCGAUUUAACAGCAUCCUGUCACUACACAUGCGCACUCAUACAGGAGAAAAACCAUUUAAAUGUCCAUACUGUGAUCACAGAGCAGCUCAAAAAGGCAACCUGAAGAUACACCUGCGUACUCACAAACUUGGAAAUCUUGGCAAAGGUCGUGGAAGAGUCCGAGAGGAAAACAGACUUUUACAUGAGCUGGAGGAGAGAGCGAUUCUUCGGGACAAGCAGAUGAAGAGCAGCCUCUUGCAGCCACGACCUGAUGUGAAAGCACAGCAGAAUACCCAGCCAAUGCCUCUUGCAAACUGCAACUUGUCUGUGCCAGCUAAUCACAGCACACCUGAUAUUUCAAACCCUGUUCCCUCUCCAAAGCCAGUCAGCGUCCAGGAAGAAGUUGUUGCUCAGACAGCUGGGUUCAGAUGCACGUUUUGCAAAGGCAAGUUUAAAAAGCGAGAAGAGCUAGACAGGCACAUAAGGAUCUUGCACAAGCCUUACAAGUGCACCCUGUGUGACUUUGCUGCCUCGCAGGAGGAGGAACUGAUCAGCCACGUGGAGAAGGCUCACAUAACUGCAGAGUCAGCACAGGGCCAGGGCUCCAACGGGAAUGGGGAGCAGUCCACCAAUGAGUUUCGCUGUGAGGUGUGUGGCCAAGUGUUUAGCCAAGCCUGGUUUCUAAAAGGCCACAUGAGGAAGCACAAGGAUUCCUUUGAACACUGCUGUCAGAUCUGCGGGAGGCGAUUCAAAGAGCCUUGGUUUCUUAAAAAUCACAUGAAAGUCCACCUGAAUAAGUUAUCUGUCAAAAACAAAUCUCCGAAUGAUCCCGAAGUACCUGUCUCCAUCAGCAGUAUGUCCCAGGAAGCUCAUGCAAACUUGUAUUCAAGAUAUCUGUCGUGUUUGCAGAGUGGUUUUCUUCCUCCUGACAAAACAAGCUUAAGUGAACAAAAUCAAAUCUAUAACAAAGGAGAUAUGCCCAUGAAAGAGAAAGAAGUCUUGGGAAAACUCCUUUCACCCAUGUCUGGCAUUGGCCACAGUAUUGCUGAAGGGGAUAAACAUUCUUUAUUGGGCUGUCUCAAUCUGGUACCUCCUCUGAAAUCCAGCUGUAUAGAAAGGUUACAAGCUGCCGCCAAAGCAGCAGAAAUGGAUCCAGUAAACAGCUAUCAGGCCUGGCAGCUUAUGGCAAGGGGAAUGGCCAUGGAACAUGGCUUUUUGUCUAAAGAGCAGCAGAUACAGCGCAGCCAUGAAGACACUUUGGCAAAUGCUGGAGUUAUGUUUGAUAAGGAGAAGCGGGAGUAUGUGUUAGUAGGAGCAGAUGGCUCUAAGCAGAAAAUGCCUGCUGAUUUGGUUCACAGCACUAAAAUGGGCAAUCAGAGAGACUUGCCAAACAAACUAGACCCUUUAGAAGGCAGUAGAGAUUUUUUGUCACAUGGUAUGAACCAGGGACUCGAUUACAACUUACAAAGUCAUGGAAAUGUAAAAGAAAAGCCAACUGAAUGCCCAGACUGUGGAAGGGUUUUUAGAACAUACCACCAAGUGGUUGUGCACUCCAGAGUUCACAAAAGAGAUAGGAAAGGAGAAGAUGAAAUAAUUCAAGGUAGUCUUGAUGAACGCCGUGGGUCUGGCAGCGAUCAAGAAUCUCAGUCUGUCAGCAGGUCAACAACACCAGGGUCCUCUAACAUUACCGAAGAGAGCGGAGUAGGUGGGGGUCUCUCGCAGACGGGGAGUGCCCUAGAGGACAGUCCACAUCCUUCCUCACCUUCUUCUUCAGACAUUGGAGAAGAAGCUGGGAGAUCUGUAGGAGUUCAACAGCCAGCUUUACUGAGAGACAGGAGCCUUGGUUCUGCCAUGAAAGACUGCCCAUAUUGUGGAAAAACUUUCAGAACAUCACAUCACUUAAAGGUCCACUUGAGAAUACAUACAGGUGAGAAGCCUUACAAGUGUCCACAUUGUGAUUAUGCUGGUACUCAGUCUGCAUCCCUCAAGUACCAUUUGGAAAGGCACCAUCGGGAGCGACAGAAUGGAGCAGGACCACUCUCUGGGCAGGCUGCAAAUCAAGAACACAAAGAAGAGACAUCAAGUAAAAGUUCCAUGUUUAUUAGACCAGAUAUACUGAGAGGAACCUUCAAGGGGCUUCCUGGUAUCGACUUCCGAAGUGGCAUGGUCUCACAGCAGUGGACGUCAGGAAUGCUGUCUUCUGGAGAUCAGCAAGGACAAGCAGCUGGUAUGUCAUCUGAGGUAUCUUCAGACAAUAUGAAGGGUUCAGACAUAUCUUCCAAAGGAACACACUUCUCUGAACUUGGCCGUGCUUACCAGAACAUGGUUGGGAAUGGUGUGAACUUUCAAGGGUCUUUGCAAGCUUUCAUGGACAACUUUGUCUUAAGUUCUUUGAAGAAAGAAAAAGAAAUGAAGGAUAAAGCUCUGUCAGAUCCACUUUCAGCAAAAGCUCUGGGUUCAGAUGGGGGUGAGGAAAAGAUCAGUAGCAAGUCCUCACAGCGAAAGACAGAAAAGUCACAAUAUGAACCUCUUGACUUAUCCGUAAGGCCAGAUGCAGCCUCCCUCCCAGGUUCAUCUGUUACCGUGCAAGACAAUAUUGCUUGGCAUGGCUGCUUAUUUUGCUCCUUUACAACUUCAUCUAUGGAACUAAUGGCUCUGCACCUCCAGGCCAAUCACUUGGGCAAGGCUAAACGUAAAGACAACAUCAUAGGGAACAACAAAGACCAAUCUAGAGAAGCUUCAGCCUCAGUUAAUAAAGUGAGCUUGCUCCCCUCUUCUGUACAGUCCAACAAAGAGGCAGUAGUUUCAAACAUACUUAGCCAGCUGGACUCAGCUUCUGAGAAAAUGACCCAAGGACAAAAUAAAGAGACCCUGGGAGAGCAAAAGAGUACUGCCUGGCCCAGCCACAUGGAAUCCACUUUUUGUAAUUUUACAACAGACUUCUAUAAGCAGUUUGGUGUUUAUCCUGGUGUUAUUGGCAUGGGAACACAAAAUUCUUGCACCAGUAAUGAAUCUGAAAUAAAACCACAACCCGAAGAUGACCCAAAUAUUCUUCUCUCUGACUCUGUAAAUAAAAGUGCUACUGAUGACCUUUCUGACAUAGCUUCAUCUGAGGAUAUGGAGUCUUCCAAGGAAGAAAACAUUGAAGAUGAGGACAUUGAAACAGAACCAGAUAUUAUGAAUAAGCAGUUGUCUGCCCUUAACAAGGAAAGCAGCGAAGGAGGCGACAAUAUACAAAGUAUGGUCACCUCACAACCAGCACAAGGGCUCGUAUCACCACUGCCACAAGCACCAGAAAAGCAGUGGCACAGUCAGAAUCUUCUAUCCUCCCAUGAAACUGCACAAGGAGUGAUGAAAGCUGAACAAGUUCAGGGUCCACAGGUCCUGGAGAAGCAGAUGAACAUGUUGUCAGUCCUAAGAGCUUACAGCUCUGAUGGCUUAGCAGCCUUUAAUGGACUUGCAAGUAGCACAGCAACUAGUGGAUGUAUCAAGAGACCUGACUUGUGUGGUCACCGGCCCUUCCAGUGCCGAUACUGCCCCUACAGUGCCUCUCAGAAGGGGAACCUGAAGACCCACGUGCUCUGCGUCCAUCGCAUGCCUUUCGACAACAGCCAGUACCCAGACCGCAGGUUCAAGCGCUCCCGGGCAGACUCGGAAGCCCCAGGGAGCCUAGAGGAGGCUGCAGGCCGGGUGGGGAGCUCGGCCGAGCAGGCUGAGGACGGUGGCCAGGCCCAGGAGUAGGGCUGCCAGGCCCAGGAGUAGCGCACCUGGCCAGGCCCUCAUGCUGUGCGGGGCUCUGGCUGUGUACUGGGCCUGAGGUGGCUGGCUGCACUGUGGGCAGAAGAAUUGUGUGCCAGCUUCCAGACGUGUACAGGAUGCUCCCAACAUUUAAGUAUAUAUAUAUGGAUACGUAUGCACAAACGCAUAUAUAUAUAUUUACACACAUGUGCUCAAAUACAGUCAUAUACCCAUUAAAUAUAUAUCUUCAUUCGCACACACACACACGAUCCCUCUGUGUGUGUGUGUGUUUAAGUAUAUAUAUUACACAUGCAAAAUAAAUCUCCAGCCCUUGAAAAUGGCUGCUAAACUGUUACCUGGCAACAAGUACUUCCAAACAAUGUAGGUGGGAUAAUAAAGUGAUCUAAAAAUGCUAGGGGGCCGUUAGUUAUUAAAAAAAUAAUAAUAGGGCAAUUUCAAACUUUGAAGUGGUCUUUGUCCAAAAACAAUGCUCUUAACAGAAAAAAAUGAUAGUGUCUAAACGAUUUAGUGUUGCCUUGAAGAUUGAGGGGCUGUGUGUUUUCAUUGUUGAAAACACCUUUAUAAUAUGACACCAGCUGCUGUCAUUUGCCUAGCAUAGUAAUGAGAUGUGUUGGUAGACUGCCAUGGUGCCAGUCUGACUGGAGCUGUCAUUGCAGAGAAAAUCAAUUUGAGUGGUGUUGCAACUGCAGUACAGGAGAAACCCUAGAUGGCCCACAAGCUAGGGUCAGUACUGACCUGUACUGACAAGUAUUGCGAUAUUAUGUUUUCCCAUUUUUCUUUUUUCUUUUUCUUUUUCUUUUUCUUUUUCUUUAUAUAUAUAUAUAUAUAUAUAUAUAUACACACAGCCAAAUGAAUCAAUGGUUAAAAAAUAUCUGCAUACCAACGUGUGACUGCAGAUUUGAAGUGUAAUUCCAUUUUUUUUAAUCAUCUUGCAGUAUUGAGGGAAAUGCUUUUAUACUUUUUUUUUUCCUUGUUGAUGAAGAAGUAAGUUGCUAUAAAAGUAAAAGUACAACAUAUAGAAAUGUUGUUUAGUGAAACUAGUCAGCCUUAUCUGUAGAAGGUGCUGGUGAGAAACAGAUUUUUAUUACAUAGAGGGUUCGUACUUUUUCUUUUUCUAUUCUUUUCAUGUUGUUUUCUAUUAAAUUUCCUUUAAAUUCCCGUUUUUAUACUUAAAUGAAGGAUUCCCUAGCCACAGUUAAUUUUCAUGUGUUAGUUUUUAUAUAAGUGUUAAAGACAUAGCGCAGAAGUUUCUUCUGGAGCAAGCUCUUAUAAAGUAGCUUCACCAACACUAUGAAUCCAAAUUUCCUGCUCUUUGUCUCUAAUGAAGAAAAAUGUUUUAGCUGAUUUUUUUGUUUUGUUUUUGUAAAGCAAAUCAUUUGUAUAUUUUUUGUAGAUUUUAGCUUUUUUAUUGAUUGGAUGCUCCAAAUUUAUUAAGUUCUUUGCCACAUAAGAAGCUUUUGAGAGUCUAUAAUGAACCACAUACAUUAAAAACAACAAAAAAGUAAGAAAAAUAACUAAAGUUUUAUACUGAAAAUCUCUGAAUGGCAUAAAAUUUUAGCCUUGUAAUGUACUUCCUUUGAUAGAAGCAAAAUUGGUGCUGUUUAUUGUGAAGGUAGAGAAAUAUUAACUUCUUCUAAAACAAAAUCAUGCAGACUUAAAAAAAAAAAAAAAAAAAAAAAAAGUCAAUAUUUCUUUGCAGGCUGGGAGCACAGAGUAAAACCCCAGGGCCUUAAAACUUCAGCUCUGCCUAAAGCAGUUUACAAAAAAUACUUAACUGCAAUCAAUGUAAAUAAAAUUCUUAGCGCUACCCUGAGACUGGAAAAAAAUCUCAGGCUAAUAAGGAAUACGGUUUGCAUAUGCUGUCGGAAAUGAUGUCAUUCAACUGAAGUUUCAGUUUAAAUGAGGUCACUGUGUAACUUGGACCCAUCUGGCACAGAGCAAGCUGCUUUUCUUGUUUUUCUAGUAUAGUUCUCACUGCCUUACUUAAAUCGAGUUGAUAAACUUAAUGCAACUGUUUCUAUGAUCCUAGAUAAAGGAUUAAAAUGUUAUUGAAACUUUCUGACUGUAGUAAGCUUUAGGAUUUUAACUGCACUACUGUGUUUGGUGACUGUGUCAGUCGCUUGCUUUUGUGUGUUUGCGCCGCCUUCAGUAUCUUAGCAAAAAACAAAACAAAACAAAUCAAACAAACAAACAAAAAAAGCCCACGCUGCCCCCAUUCCAUUUCUUGCACUUUUGGAGCUCUUUCAGUAUUCUUUUGUGUCUUCUGAGCAUUUUCAGGUACGACAGGCAAUAAUUCUGUUUGUGACACUGGAAACAUCUCUCGUUCUUUGUGAUGUGUGUGUUGAUUCCAUUUGGUUGGGUGCUACUGUCCCUAUUCUCCCCUCUGACAUAGACCUUUUUUCCAGAACAUUUGUAACUUGUAAUACAAACAAGUGACAGCAGCAGUGAUGCAUUGUCGGUUUCUGAAUAUCAUCAUGCUUCUCAUAUCUAAACAUGUCAAGUUUUUUCUCUGUAACUUCUGUAGUCUGUGAUAUGGUCAUAAUACUGUCUACAUUCCUACACAAAGAAAAAUUUCUAUCUUGGAGGAAAUCUGAGAUCAAUAGAGUAGAGGAUUUUGUUGCUAUGCUUGUAACAAUUAGAAAACUUUGUAUUUAAAGUUUAUUCUUGGUCAUUAUUUAUUAUUAAAAUACAUCAGUUGACAGAACUUUAUUCUGGUAUAGAAGUAUUAAAAGUUGUUUUUUCAGCAAUGACUGUUUUCUUUCUGCUGUUAGAAUAAAAAUGUCUUUGAAGCAGUACAGUUUUAUCCAGUGUUUUACGCAAUAAAACCUCUACCUCUGAAAAAAAGUUUUCCUACUUGCUUAUGUUUAUUAGGAACAGCAAAAACAUUAUUUUCUGUAGCUUUGUCAGAUUUGAAAAAAAAAAAAAAAAAAAAGCCAGUAAAUUCACAGUUGUUAGGCAGUUACUGGAGUGUGUUGCUGGGUGUGUGUGCUCAGUCCACUUAUUAAUCCGAACAAAUCUAUAUACAGUAUAUACAUAUAUAUUAUAUAUUGUGCUUAAUGAAAAGACUGUGGAAAUCUGUUUUAGCAUGUAGUAAUAAUUGUUUUAUACACUACUAUUAUGUACUAUAGAAAAAGUCUUGGGGUCUAUCAAGCUUUGAUUUGAAAGUGUUUGAAGUGUGUAUCAUACACUAUUAUGUAUAAAGUCAUGUUUUCACAUUAAAAAAAAUUGUUUGUAUAGAUCAUAUAUUUGGCUUUAGAAAAUUGUGAGGUUUAUUGUUAUGAUGCAUGUUAAGAAAGUUGCCUAUGCUUCAAAGAAUUUGCAAGUACGAUAGCCCUCCUGUAUUCCUAGAUGAACCUUUAUUCUUCCUGUGUAUGGUUUGGUUUGCCUAAUUGAAACACACCAAGUUAGAGGAUUUUUCAUUUAGUAGAAAAAGUAACAAUGAUUAAAAAAAAAAAAAAAAAAAAAAAAAAA